Messenger RNA from Periconia digitata, 1072 nucleotides. Lineage: Eukaryota; Fungi; Ascomycota; Dothideomycetes; Pleosporales; Periconiaceae. The record is from the annotation of a GenBank genome assembly.
CGAGAAUCGGACCCCUCGCACGCCAGCCCACCACAUCAACCGACCCCCUCGCCCGUCAAUCAGCCACACCCACGCAAACCACACUAUGGAUACAAACAUGGAGGAUGUCAGGGCAGAGCCAAUGCAGCCUUCUUCCGUCCCUGCCACAGAGCCGACUACGAUUCCCACACUUGAUGGGUGGAUUGAGAGUUUGAUGAGUUGCAAGCAGUUGGCAGAGAGCGAUGUCCAAAGGCUGUGUGACAAGGCGCGCGAGGUGCUUCAGGAAGAGUCGAAUGUACAGCCUGUGAAAUGUCCUGUUACAGUGUGCGGUGAUAUACACGGUCAAUUUCACGACCUGAUGGAGUUGUUCAAAAUUGGCGGCCCCAACCCUGACACCAACUACUUGUUCAUGGGCGAUUACGUCGAUCGUGGAUAUUUCUCCGUUGAGACUGUAACUCUCCUAGUUGCUCUCAAGAUUAGAUACCCCCAGCGCAUUACGAUUCUGCGCGGUAAUCACGAAUCACGUCAAAUCACCCAAGUAUACGGUUUCUACGACGAGUGCCUACGCAAAUAUGGAAAUGCGAACGUCUGGAAGUACUUCACCGACCUCUUCGAUUAUCUUCCUCUUACCGCCUUGAUCGACAACCAGAUCUUCUGUCUUCACGGUGGAUUGUCUCCUAGUAUUGAUACUCUGGAUAACAUCCGGGCCCUCGAUCGGAUACAGGAAGUUCCCCACGAAGGACCCAUGUGCGAUUUGCUCUGGUCUGACCCUGAUGAUCGUUGUGGCUGGGGUAUCUCCCCUCGUGGUGCUGGGUACACCUUCGGGCAAGAUAUUUCGGAAGCCUUCAAUCACAACAACGGGUUGACACUGGUAGCGCGAGCGCAUCAACUGGUCAUGGAAGGUUAUAACUGGUCUCAGGACAGAAAUGUGGUGACCAUCUUCUCUGCACCCAAUUACUGCUACAGAUGCGGUAACCAAGCUGCUAUCAUGGAAAUUGAUGAGCACCUGAAAUACACCUUCUUGCAAUUCGAUCCUUGCCCACGCGCGGGCGAGCCUAUGGUUUCGCGCAGAACGCCCGACUACUUCCUGUAG